This is a messenger RNA of Chiloscyllium plagiosum (whitespotted bambooshark), 2768 nucleotides long. It is a transcript of the gene dnai3, whose product is annotated as dynein axonemal intermediate chain 3. Gene Ontology annotation, biological process: cilium movement involved in cell motility; inner dynein arm assembly. Gene Ontology annotation, molecular function: dynein light chain binding; dynein heavy chain binding. Gene Ontology annotation, cellular component: inner dynein arm. Lineage: Eukaryota; Metazoa; Chordata; Chondrichthyes; Orectolobiformes; Hemiscylliidae. The record is from RefSeq and is a predicted model, not a curated record.
GUCUGAGAGACAACAAAGGAGGAGCCGCCCGGAGCCAGGGAUGAAUCUUCCUAACAAGGAGAGUGACAUGGCAGUAUCUAGACCCGUCACACCUACUGACUUGAAACCAACAACUAAGUUGAAAGACAGAGUUCGGUCCAAAACACGCUUGAAGUCAGCAAAGAGAGUCAAAUCUGGAACCUUCAAUGAGGAUGUUAUUCCUCUUGUUCUGACCUCGAGGACUCAAGAAAUUUUUCAGUGUGUGAUCGACCAGGAUGUGACUGAGGAUCAUCCUUACAAGCUCAUUAAAAAGGAAGAUAUUAUUAAUGACAUGAAAUCAAGGGGAGGCAUCUCCGAUUUCUACCCAUUCAAACAUCUGAUCCUGGAGCAUGCAACAGAAGAGUUUUUAAUUGCCUUGGACAAAGAUUUCAAGUAUGGCCAAAGUUUCUAUAUGGUUAUGAAUGAAAUGAUGAAGGAAGCGGUUUUACAGUCAUUAGAACAAAAAAUGGAGAUAAAGCCAAAGGAAGAGGAAGAGGAAGAGGAACUAUUUAUCAAAGAGUUGCAGUUUAAAGCCUGGAUUGAUUUGGGCAGUGGUGUUGAAAUUGAGCAAGAAAAGGUUGAAGAAUCACCAACUAAGGUAAAAAUUAUGAUUUCACGUGUCCGCAGAGAAUUUGGGGCUCCUGUGUCUUUUAGUGAUCGGAAUGAUGCUGAAAUAAAGGAUAGCUAUGUGGAGUGCACAUCCUACCAGGACAAGAAUUUCAGCAUUAAGAAGCUGGAGAGGGAUAUCGGGAUACAGGCUGUCUGUAUUCUCCAGGAGAACAGCACACAAACGGAAUGGACCUAUCCUCAAAACGCUUGCACCCAGUAUACACCCAGUGAGUUCACACAAGAGGAAAAAGAUGAAAUGUUAAAAUCUGAAGCUCUUACCAUGUUUAUCAACUCGGUCGCUUUGAGGUUUGAGUCAGCCCUACAACAAAAUGAGAUCAUGGAUGUCUUUUACGAUGACUGGAGAGGACUUUCGGAUGAAGAUAGUACAUUUGGAGGGAAAGCAGAUUGCCAUCUAAAGGAGUACCAGUCUUUCACAGACCUUCAAAAGAGCCAAGGGAAGAGGAUAAGCCACAUUGAAUGGCACCCGAUCAUUCUGGGGCUCGUGGCUGUGUCAGUUGUCGACCGCAUUACUAUGGAGGACAGGAUUAACCUAACCAACACAUUAAUCCGCAGUCAUUCAUAUAUCCUGUUCUGGAAUUUCACCGAUCCCAUCCACCCACAGAUCAUGCUGAAGGCACCAGAUGAUAUUUACUGCUUUCAGUUUUGUCCGACUGACCCAAAUAUUUUGGCUGGAGGCUGUAAGAAUGGCCAGGUGGUGCUUUGGGACAUCUCUAACUUUGCGAGCAGAUUACAGGGCAACCUUCCAGCAAUAAAACCUGAGGCCGUCAAGUCCAAUCUGUUGCCUGAGUUAGACCCUGCACCUCACUGUGAGGUUCCCAUUGCUCACUACUGCGCAGUGUCGUCAAUCGAACAUGGACACCAAUCCUUUGUUACCGAUUUAUGUUGGGUGCCUGACCACUUUGAGAUCACAAGAUUGGGCGUCCCAUGUACAAAUUCAGAAGGGAUGUGUGUCCAACUUAUCACAUGCUCUCCUGAUUGUUCAAUUCUGUUCUGGGAUAUUCGAAAACCCAAAGCCACCGUCCUGACCAGACAGGAGAAACAGAAAAUGGAGAAGGAACUCCAAAACCCUGAAGGAGUGCCCAACACUUUUAAACAUAUCGAUCUCUAUUGGAAACCAAUGCACAAGGUGUUGUUACCUAAGAUUUCAACUGCUGGAGAUUACAGCCCUAUGAAAAUUAGCAUGAAGGAGAAGUACUCUGAGAGAGUCUAUGACAAGGCCCAAGCCAAUCUGACAAAGACCAAAGGAGAGACUUCCAAAUAUACUGCCAUGGAUGUUCCCUCGAGCAGAGAUCUGACAUUUGUGGAUGAUAUCAACACCUUUGUGUUCAUUGGUACUGAGGAUGGAGAGGUUACUUCUGUCGACUGGCAAGUGGAAAGAGACUAUGAUACUGGAAAAAUGACCACCCCAAGACCAACUCAUUGCUAUCCAGUGCAUGAUGGUCCUGUAAACACAGUGCAAACGUCACCAUUCUUCCGAGAUAUUAUUUUGACUGUAGGAGGUUGGACCUUUGCGAUUUGGAGAGAAGAUGUUACACUGGGACCCCUCCUACAUUCAGCGUGUGCGACAAAACGCUGCACAACCGGUCACUGGUCACUCACCCGACCAGGCGUGGUCAUCAUCGGGAAGGAGGAUGGCAACAUUGAUAUUUGGGAUUUACUUGAAAAAACCCACGAGCCCUCACAGACACAGAAUAUUUCUUCAGUUGCAAUAAGUUGCAUCAAGCCCUGGAUUAUCUCAUUGAGGCAACACUUACUGGCCGUAUCUGAUGACUUUGGUACAUUGCACAUUCUGGAGGUGCCCUGGGCUUUACGACAUCCACUAACGCAAGAGAAAUCUAACAUUGAAGCUUACUUUGAAAGAGAAGUUAAACGGCUGGAAUAUUUUGAAGCCAGAAAAAUAUUGAGAAGUGAAAAGAAGGAGCAGCCAGAGGAAGAGAAAGCGCCAUCCAUCGCUGUGGUAAAGACAGUGGAAGAAGUGGAGGAGGAGUUAAAAAAGGAAUAUGGAGUUUACUUACAGGAAGAGAAGAAAAUCAUCUUUGCUCAACUUGGGAAAGUAUGAGGGAAGCUGAAGAAUCUUUGGUAUAUUUUUUUAUUAAAAAAUAAUCUGAUUAACGACAGCA